AUGCCCUCCGUUACCGUGCAAGACUCCAACCUGGUCGGCGGCCACGCGGAAAGCCGGCCACGCCUCUCAUCCCCGAUCACGUACAGCGGCGCCCUGGACAAGUAUAUCAAGACCUUUGCCGAUGUAACGCCCGUCAUUGGCCGCGAGAUCUACGGCCUGCAAAUCCGCGCCAUCCUCAAGGAAGAGGACGAAGCCGUGUUCCGGGACAUGGCCUCGCUCAUUUCCCAGCGCGGCGUCGUGUUUCUCAAGGACCAGGAUGUCACCCCGAGCGAGAUGAAGGACUUCAUGCUGCGGCUCACCGAGGCCGGUGGCUGCCCCGCCAGCUCGGGCCUUCACGUGCACCCGCUCACCGAGGAGGGCAGCGAGCUGGGCGACCAGAUCAGCGUCAUCUCCAGCGAGAAGCAGAAGAAGGGCGGCGGCUUGACCCACCAGCUCAGCGACGUGUCUCGCUUCGCCAGCGCGGGAUGGCACAGCGACAUCACGUUCGAGAAGGUGCCUUCGGACUAUGCCAUGCUCAAGAUUCACACCUUGCCCGAAACGGGUGGUGAUACACUCUGGGCAUCGGGCUACGAGAUUUAUGAUCGUCUUUCGGAGCCCAUGAAGCAGCUCUUUGAGGGUUUGACCGCCACUCACGAUGCCUCCUUCUUCCAUGACGAGGCCAGGCGUCUCGGGAACCCCCUUCGCGAGGGUAUCCGCGGCUCUCCCCUCAACCAGGGCGGCAACCUCACGGCGGUGCACCCCAUCAUCCGCACCAACCCCGUGACGGGCUGGAACGACCUGCUCCUCAACUACCUCUUCAACCUCGUCACCCAGAACCACGAUGCCCAGGUGCGGUUCCGCUGGGCCAAGAACGACUUGGCCAUCUGGGACAACAGGUCCACCUUCCACUGUGCUACGUACGACUACGACGCCGCUAGGGCGGGCGAUCGCGUGUGCAGCCUCGGCGAGGCGCCUUAUUUGGACCCCAGCAGCACUGGACGAAGGGCGGCGCUCGACGCUUAA
Molecule: messenger RNA, 1002 nt
Organism: Parascedosporium putredinis
Lineage: Eukaryota; Fungi; Ascomycota; Sordariomycetes; Microascales; Microascaceae
Source: the annotation of a GenBank genome assembly